This is a messenger RNA of Tetrahymena thermophila SB210, 864 nucleotides long. Its product is annotated as vaculolar membrane protein. Gene Ontology annotation, cellular component: membrane. The transcript is spliced from 7 exons. NCBI's taxonomy places the organism in Eukaryota, Ciliophora, Oligohymenophorea, Hymenostomatida, Tetrahymenidae. The record is from RefSeq and is a predicted model, not a curated record.
AUGGGAGAAGGCUGUGAAAUUACAGAUUUACAGGGAUAUUUAGUCUAAGUUUCAUUAGCAGUUAUUUGCUUCUUGAUUUUGAUAUAUAAAAGACAUAAAGAGAGACCUAAAAGACUAUGGAAAAUUUGGACUUUGGAUAACUCAAAAUAGGGUGUUUCUGCAUUAGUGGCGCAUAUGUUGAAUGUAUUACUUGCUGUAACAUUAAGUGGAGAAUCUGAUUUAGAUGCAUGCAAUUGGUACUUUGUUACUGUUUUGUUUGACACAACACUUGGAGUUUUUAUUUGCUUUAUAAUCCUAUCAAUAUUUGAGAAAUUGUUUGAUAGGUAUCAUUUAGUGAAAUUCAAGACAGGAAAUUACUUCAAAGUGAUCAUACCAGAUAAUGGAAGUGGUUAGAAAACUAAAAAAAAGAGUAGAGAGGAUGAAAGCAAUAUACAUUUGUUAAAGCCAAUAGUAAAAAUAUCAUAUUGUGUUUGGCUUUCUUAACUCAUAAUUUGGAAUCUUAUUGUUGUUAUUUCUAAAUUUUUUUUAUAUGGACUUUAAUCUGGAAUCUCACCAUAUCUUUAGCCUAUUAUCAGCUGGAUGUUUAGUUUCUUAGAAUCAUUUGUUAAAUUGAAGCUCAUUAUAGUUAUGGUAAUAGUUCCAGCUAUUUUGAAUGCAAUACAAUUUUGGAUUUAAGACAAUUUUUUGAAAAAGAACGAUUUCAAUUCCAUGGAAAAAGAAUAUGUGGCUUGCCAAAUUUAUGAAAAUGAAGAGUCGUAAGAUGAUACAAUAAGAAGAACUUAAAAUGAUUUGUAAAUGGCCCCAACUCAAACAAAGCCAUCAUCAAGUUCACCUGGUUAAUUUAAUUAUGAGCAAAAAGAGUGA